This is a messenger RNA of Aspergillus aculeatinus CBS 121060, 7213 nucleotides long. RefSeq lists its product as uncharacterized. Lineage: Eukaryota; Fungi; Ascomycota; Eurotiomycetes; Eurotiales; Aspergillaceae. The transcript has a single exon. Gene Ontology annotation, cellular component: nucleus; Cul8-RING ubiquitin ligase complex. Bases 1 to 7077 code for a protein of 2358 amino acids. Gene Ontology annotation, biological process: double-strand break repair via homologous recombination; replication fork processing. The record is from RefSeq and is a predicted model, not a curated record.
AUGGAAUCAUGGCGGGAGCGAGGCUUUGUACCGGACUCAGACUCGGAGGACGGGUUCGACAGCCAGGAGACGCUCAAUUCUUCCCGCAAGGAUGACGAGCGGGCGAUCGAAGGCUCGGCGGCUGCUGCGGCGCUGGUCAAAGAUGUCGCAACCAAUACACGGGUCACUGGAGCGGAGGAAAGAGGCACCGAUCCUUCGCAGGAUGUGAAUGGGAGCGAUCUAGUUCGUUCUUCGACACUUGACUCGAACGUUGAAGUGAGUCCUACGCACAAUCUCCCCACGCACGAACCGACGGCAACGGCCGACCACGCAUACCAAGAGGCACCAACGGAACAGCCGGCAGACGAGACCACCCCUCGAGCGAGUGGGAAGUUGGAUGAGUCGGACCAAGUCUUGGGAGAUGCUCCACGCAGCGCCUCAUCGACCCCAAGGGCACAAAGGAAGGCAGCUACCUGGGAUGAUUCUAGUUCUGAGGACGAAUUACAGUUUGAAUAUAUGCGACCUCGAAAGCCGGCCCGGGUCUAUACUCGUGUCAAGAGUGUUAGUCAACCCCAGCCACCGGAAGAGAAUUAUGACUCUUCCACGCCGUCGUCGCCUCUCUCGUCCCUUGAUUCGCUGCGCCUGGACUUUGACGAUGAGGAGGAUCAAGAGGACAAUUUCGCGGACAAUGAUCAGACGCAGCAUGAAGAGGGAGCUUCGAAUGGCCAGACGGCGCUGGAGGAUUUGAUGAAUUUGGAUUUGCCAGGGGAGGGCUCGCCGGAACAAAACUCUACGGAGCAGGAUGUCAUGGAGAAGGAAUUCACAGAGCAAGUCUCGACAGAAAAGGACACAGAGGAGCAAUGGCCGACAAUGCAGACGCUCCUGGAACACAGUAUGACCGAGCAAGACUUGAUGGGACAAGAAUCGGCACAGGAGCUCCCGCCGCUGGACAUUCCUGAAGAGCUACUUCGUGAGCUUUCCCAACCAGCGCGGAGAUCUCUGCGAGAGCGCAAGGCUAUUCAAUUGCAUCCGUACAUGCUGGAAGAUGUGAAAUAUCGCAGCCUUAUGCGAGCGCGAGGAGUCAAACCAGUGCGCGUGGCCCAGCAGGAGAUCAAUCGUCCGGGUGCUCAAGAAAGUCAGAACCAGGACUAUGUCGACCAACCAGAGCCAACGUCCGAUAGUCUGGGAGCUGAAUUUGAAUAUCUGCCGUCAUCUCCACUCGAGACUCGACUUCAUGUAGAGAAAAGGCCAAUUGAAUCAUCUCCGGAGCGUCGACACCAUCAGGCGCCACGAGCUCAGUCUACUAACCGGCUCCCGGGUCCUACCGUAAAGAGGCGAAAGGUGUCCAAAACUGCAAAUCCUCAACGAACUCCUCGGACUCAGACCCAAGCCCGGUUACAGGUAGUCAUCGAUAACGUCUCAUCCCCCGCUAGCCAGGCUAAUAAGCCUAUCUUCGAAAUCCCGAGCCCACCCCGCUCGGAGGAUGAUGGCCCAUCUGAUGUGGAAGCUUCCACCACUUUCCGAUUCCCUAGAGGUUUCACGCCUGCGUUGAAUACUCCCAGUACUGGGCCACGAGCUGCGACCACUGAUCGAGAUGUCAUGGACUGGUCUGCACCUGAGAUUGAAGGCAGUAUGGAUGAUGGGCACUUCGAGGCCACUGCCAGUCCUCUGGUCCAGGAAGGGUCUCAGGCUCUUAGCGAAGAGGAGCGGGAGGAGACUGACGGCGAAAGGUCUGAUGAGGAUGAAGCUGCAAUGCGGCGGCGUUAUCAGCGACGUAUUAAGGGAGUGCUUCCAGCAUCAUGGCUGCGAUUGGAUCAGCAAAAGCAGAAGGAGGUGCAGCUUGGCUCAACGCAGCGGAACAAUGAAAGGAUGUCUGCGAGAACGGACGAGAUGAAGGGUGUUGCUAGGCGAGUGCUGAAACAUGGCGGCAAUGCUAGACUGCCGGGCUCGAUAGACGCACUGCGACAGCUUGCCGAUUCUGACAGCGAGGACGGACAAGAAGACAAAGACGCCGACGACGAAUCCAUUUCACGUCCGCCGGCGGCUCGACAAGGGUACGAGCAUACAUCACUGUAUCACGAUAUGGAUGACGACAUCCCAGUAGACAACCGGAUCGAUGACAUGUUCCCCCCAGUCCCUCGCUCUACAUCGGGCCUUAAAGCUCGAAAACAGGGAAAGAAAGACACUACCGUCAAAAAAAAUGGUGUUUCUUCUAGUCUUGUAUCCAAAAGGUCUCAUAUCAAGAGACAAGCAAGGCUAACGGAUCACAUUUACCGGACACAGAAACAAGAGAAACGAAGAGCGCCAGCUCUGCCUAAUAUUGGUGUUUUGGAUGCACCAGAUGUUGUUUCUCGACCUCGAAGCGAACAGCCACAGUUUCUCAGGGUUGCCGCACGCAAGGCGCGUAGUCGCCAGGAUAAGGGAAGGAGAAGCCCGUCUCGCAAGGUCUUCAAGUUUAAUUCGCACGCAGAUACUGAAGAUGCGAAUGCUUCGUUGCAUGAAUGGCGAUCAGGUGAUCUUCGACAAACCAGACUGUCUCAUAUGCAAACCAAACCUUUCAAGCAGCAGACCUCGCGAGAAGGCCAUGCGAAGACACAAGAUCGUUUCGGCAUGAAAGCAGGUCGACCGCCUGUAACAACCAUGGCAUCUUCACUAUCGUCAAUACAUCCGUCUAGAGACUCGGGAGAACUUGGUGUCCGAGUUGAGGAGAACCCUCGUGAUACGGAAUUAACAAUUCCGCCCCAAAGGUCAAAUGGUGAUGAUGUAUCUCGUGACCCCGGUAGACCAGAGCAACCAAGUAAUAGAUGGAUUGUCAAAAGGAACUUCGCAGUCACCUCCUUUACGAGAAAUGGCUUUAGACCUGCGUUGCUCGAAGAGGUGAACCCAGCCGGUCGACCUGUGUCUUCGGUAUCUUUCCAACGAUCACUAUCGCAGUUGAACCGAGAUUACCGCGGUAAAAACCUUCCUCGAAUAAGGCGUGAGAACGUGGUCAUGGAUAGGUUCAUCGCGAGUCGCAGUGCAACACCUGUUUCGGCCGAGAAGUCAAAUGGACCCGCCACGGCCCAGAUGCUUGACAAAGCGAGCGUCAGACCCCAAAUUGUACAGACCCGGUUGCAAAGUCGUCAGGGGAGGAAGCGUCCACCAAGGCGGUUGGAAGUCAAUACGGUCCAAGAACAGGAGCCGCCUCUUCAAGAGACAAUCACAAUCUCAGACUCGCAUUGGGUAGCCGAGGAACCGCAGCCCUCUGGGUGCCCCGUCGAGGCCCUUGAAGGGUUGCAGCGAACAUAUACCAUCAACUUCAACAUUUCUCCGUUGGUUUCAGGAACGUUUUUUCAUGAGUCAACCUUUAUCGGAAGCGGAGAGUUUUGUCGCUCGCUGAAGAUUCUCACCAGAAACCUCGACACUGACGCUGGAUUUUUUACUUUGCAUCUUGAAGAUGAACGUCACCGUUGGGGUGCUUGGAAUGAUGCCGUUUCCUCCGGUCUCGGACUUGCUUUCGACAAAAUUGUUGAGGAAUUGGACGGAUCGGUCGAGGGCCCGGUACAGUCUCUCACUCGAAGUGUCGACAAGCAAGGGUGCAUGGUGUACCGUUCCUUGAUCAAAUACGUCACAGACAAUCUGUCCUUCAUCGAUCCCAUCGAUAGGACGGGGUUUGUGAGGCGAGCGCAUAGCCUUGUUUGCAAGGUCAAUGACACCUUGGCGACGUUGGUCCCGGCAACCGAGCCGGAGAUGGAUCACCUUCUGACAAUCUCUUCUUAUAACGCUGUAUUCGUGAACUUGCUGUUUCAGAUCGCAGGACAUGAACUUGUCGAACGCAGUGUUGCUGACGAGGUUAUGAUCUUAUUGAAGCUGUCGUCGAAGCAGACCAUCGCUGUUAUCGCAAGCGAAUUGGGGCAAUCCAGUAUUCGCAAGCACCUACAAGAUCUGGAGUCUGCAGAGGCCCGCGAAAGAGGCAUUCGCAGCGGCAGAUCUUCCUUUCAAGCAUAUGUGAUUGUCCGGCAUGUGCUGCGCAGCAAUGAUAGUGUGAAAGGAUAUUUCGAGGAUCUGCUAGCCCAGGCCUACACACUAACUGACGAGGGCGACUUGAGCGAGUCGAAAAACGUCCCUCAGCUGGAAGCUGCGUGGCGGAACGUGUUCACAUCCUUGCCUCUGAACGAAUUUGAUGUUCGUGGCAUUGCCCAGAUUGGCUCACGGUUCCGUGAACAGCAGGACAAUUGGCCCGUGAUCAAAAUGCUGCUACGUCCUGCGCUUGAAAGCUACGAAGCCACUUCUGUCGGGCAGCCUGUCUCGUAUUACAUUUACUGCCGGGCUUUGUUUCACAGGUGCUUCCACCUCAUCAACGGCUGGGGUUGGCGGGAUUGCAAGCCAGUCUUGGACACUUUAUACGAUUUUUUUGCCAAGAAUACUUUGUACAAUUUGAGGCAAGAAGAGAACUACAAGUCCCCAUCUUUCCUCAAUGAACUUGACCGCAAUCCUUCGUUACACGUGCAGCCUGGCGAGCCAUGCUUUCAUAUCUUGUUGAAGAUCAUUGCAAGUGGAUUAAAGUCGUUGGCGAAGUCCUACGAUAAAAAGAAAGUUCGGAAUUUUGCCUGGCGCCUGUUGCCGAACCAUGGCCGGAUGUACCCUAAGGAAAAGCCCAUUCAACAAACCGACUUGGAUGCCUUGAGAAACCAUCACGACCUGCUUUGCACGCUGUACUAUGCAGUUCCUGACGGAUGCCGACCCCGGUUGGAAACCAUUCGGGAUUUAGUUCAUCCUGCAAGCUCUCAUAGGGAAACAUGCAAUAUCAGUCUUCGUUCCUGGGAUCGAUUGGUUCGCUUUAAGCUAUCAACUGACGAAGAAACCUCGGGGCUUGAGGCAUUUGCGGACUGGCACUGCUAUUUCGUGACCGAGCUAUUGAAACAGCAUGCAAUGGCUCGGCAAGAGGUCGAGGCCCAGAAUACAGUUGCAAACAAAUUCUCCGAUAAGUUGGUUGAAAAAACAAUAGCGCAGAAUCAGCGACAAAUUGAAUCGCUGCUGAAGACGGCUCUGAGCAAUCUACGAGGUGCCGUCAAGGCGGCACCGAAAUUGGAGCAUGCUCAAAAAUUGGUGUCAAAAAUGCCAGUAAAAGCGCUAUUAGCGCUUUUCAACCCCCAGCUUUCUCGCGUCAAUAUCAUUGUCACUGAAUCUCUACUGGUGGUACUUGCCUAUCUUGAGAAAUGCAACGCUUCUCAAGCGCAGGCCCCAGGAACAGCAGGUCCACCCGUUGCGCUGGACGACGAUAGCCAAGAGUAUGGGGACUGGACUGACAUUGAAGCUGUAUGCGGGGAGAUGACUACUACAGCAGCACCUGAGAUCGAGUAUGUAGAGCAGGCCUUCCACCCCGCUGUGUCCCGACUUGUCUCCAACUGCUUUGGUGAAGACCAUUGUCCUGAGGACGCAAUCCUUCUCAGUACUGUCGAAUGCUGGACCUCCAUCGCACAAACACUUGUUCAGCACGGACUGCGACAUUGGCACAGCUACUUGACUCCCUACAACGGCGAUUCGUGGGCAGCGCUUCGAUCAACUAUGCAGACAAGAAAGUUCACGCCCUUUUUCUUGGCAAGCUGCAUCGAAAAAGACGCUCGAUGCAUCGUCGACUGUAAAGUCCAGAUCCUUGGCAUGUGGAUGGCCAGCUUGGUCGAAAGGGUCGCCUUACUGAAAUACCAACACCGCUUAACAGAGGCGUUAGUGAAUCAAGAGGAUGCGGAUCCUGUAUUUCAGAAUUUGCCUUUUGCCCUGGACCGCAAGCAGGGACGAUAUUCUCUCAGCUUGGAGGACAUCAGCCAGCGCCGGUUGUCGCUGAUAUCUAGUCUCUUGUCCAACAUGCGCUCGCAUCUCCAAGACCUUGAAGACGCAGGCGCACGCGAAUACUCGAGCACAAAGCAAGAAUACGCCGAGGCAAUCCAGAGAAUGAUGUCAUCGAUGAAGGCAAAUUAUCAGGAGCUAGGAAAUGGCACCCAGAGCGUUCAGGGCGCCUAUGUCGAUCUCGUCCAUCGAGUUGUAGGGUUCCUGCAGCAACACAGCAGACAAAUCUGCCCUAUUGAUCCGUUUUUCAUCGAUCCAGCUUCUUUCCCGCUGCCGUCCACGGACCCGACCUAUAUCGUCGCCAGAUUGAAGAGUUAUGAGCCCAAGGUCUCGGUCGAGAGUGGGGCGAAAACGCUAGUGGUGUUCGUCCAGAGCGUCUCGGAGAGGGCGGCCAUAGAUGGUCAACAGGAUUACCUUGUCAACCAGUUGCAUUCCUCGAUGAGCGAGACCUAUGAGAGCGGCAGCCCGGACAAGCCCACGUUGAGGUCGACAAUGCUGCAGGCUGUUCUCCCUGCCUACCUCGAGACAGCCUUCAGUAGCCGGGCGGCUUGGAUAGUGAGCCGGCCGAUUGUGCAUACCAUCCGCCUCGUCUUCGAGGAGCUUCUCUUCACCCUCGACUCCACAGACUCUGCGUGUGUGGGGUCGGUAUUGAAUAUGGUCGCCUCUGUCUUCGGACCGUCGUAUCGUGCAUUGCAACUUCCUUUGUUCCGGAACGUCAACCUGCUUACCGACCCCGCCGCAGCGGUGACCGCUGCUUCGUUCUUGGAAUUGAUCACGUCCGCCUUGCCGAUUGUAGACUACAUCGACCGCGGCACCAUAGACCACCGAGCCGCCAGCGACAACAUCCUCCUCCAGCUACGGGCCUUUCGCCAGCUUGCUCUUAUCGCCCUCUCCCUUAACCUCGGAGAAAAUGACGGUCACAACCACCUUUCAGCAGCAGCAGCCGUCUCCCCCGGUGGCGGUGAAUUCACGCAGUACGCCGCAGCCUUCACUUCCCACCCAGUGGCCCCCACAGCCCCAGCGUUCUUCCCCGAGCUCCGCCACAAUGCAGCCCGCGAACUACAGUCUUACAUCUACGAGCACUGGUCCUGUCACCAGGGCAAAUACUAUUUCACCCGCCGAGGCGGGCACCAACCCCAGGAAAUCGAAAUAGCACCCGCAGUGGCUACUCAACUCGAGCAAUCUCCCCUGCUUGCGUUGCGGACUGCGGCUCAAAACUUCGUGGAUACCUUAGACAAACUUGGUCUUAUUGAGGAUGAUGACGAUGAGUGAGGCCUUCUUGUUUGGCUUCAACUGGUUUACGGUGCUGGUGAGUAGGUUGAGUUGGGCUAUUCUGAAGCUUAUAUAUUCAUGCAUGAUGAUUCCCCCUUGUUGAGAGUUGAUGUACCGGCGUAUGGUCAUGGAUGAU